Molecule: messenger RNA, 1974 nt
Organism: Centropristis striata (black sea bass)
Lineage: Eukaryota; Metazoa; Chordata; Actinopteri; Perciformes; Serranidae
Gene: pou3f2a
Product: POU class 3 homeobox 2a
Exons: 1
Coding region: 1-1383 (460 amino acids)
Biological process (GO): brain development; regulation of transcription by RNA polymerase II
Cellular component (GO): nucleus
Molecular function (GO): DNA-binding transcription factor activity, RNA polymerase II-specific; RNA polymerase II cis-regulatory region sequence-specific DNA binding
Source: RefSeq, a predicted model, not a curated record
AUGAGCGGGGUGCUGUCAGGGGUAACCACAUCUGUCAACCGUUCUUGGCCAAUAAAGAGCGGAGCGAGGCGGACCACAGGUGCGCGCCUCUGCGUCCCCUUGGCACAGCGCCCGGGAGAUGCUGGAGAGAGACGCCUAGCUGCCCCGUGGCGCAAAAGAGUUACUGUCAAAGGCAGCCUCCUUUUAACUCCAGCUAUCACUCUGGCUCCGAUAGUUAUGGCGACCGCAACAUCCAACCACUACAGCGUCCUCACCACCCCCAGCAGCGCGCCGCCGCCGCACUCGGAGUCCGGGAGCAUGCAGCAGGCGGCAGCGUACAGGGACGCGCACACCCUGCUCCAGAACGACUAUAGCACGUUACCGGGCGGUGGACAUCCGCUCAGCCACGCGCACCAGUGGAUAACGGCGCUGUCUCACGGUGACAGCGGGGCGCCCUGGCCAUCUAGUCCCCUCGGAGAACAGGACGUGAAGCCCGUGCUGCACGACAGUGACCGAGAGGAGCUGCAGAACUCCAGCAGUCUGCAGCAACAGCAGCAGCAACAGCGACACCCUCACCUAGCGCACCAGCAGGCGCAUCACGACGCCAGAGCAUGGCGAACCAGCACAGCCACCACGCACAUCCCCGGUAUGGCGACAUCUGAGGGCCAGAGCCUGGUGUAUUCUCAGUCCGGCUUCGGUCUGAUGCCAGGGGGAGAGCAAGGGGGGAUGCACCACCACCCCCUGCGGGACGAGGACCACCACAGCCACAGCCCGCACCUCAGUGAACAUGGAGGCGGCCCCGGGGCCCACCAGCAGUCUCUCUCACACCAUCACCAGCACGGGGGUCAUCAGGACCACUCAGACGAGGACACACCGACCUCGGACGAGUUGGAGCAGUUUGCCAAGCAGUUUAAACAGCGACGCAUCAAGCUGGGCUUCACCCAGGCGGACGUGGGACUGGCUCUUGGGACGCUGUAUGGAAACGUCUUUUCUCAGACCACCAUUUGCAGGUUCGAGGCGCUUCAACUUAGCUUCAAAAACAUGUGUAAACUCAAGCCCUUGUUGAACAAGUGGCUGGAGGAGGCGGACUCCACCUCGGGGAGCCCCACGAGCCUGGAUAAAAUCGCGGCACAGGGGAGGAAAAGGAAAAAGAGGACCUCCAUCGAGGUGGGCGUCAAAGGGGCUCUGGAGAGCCAUUUUCUCAAAUGUCCAAAACCAGGAGCGGCGGAGAUCAACUCCCUCGCGGACAGCCUGCAGCUGGAGAAGGAGGUGGUGAGGGUUUGGUUUUGUAACAGGCGGCAGAAGGAGAAGAGGAUGACACCCGCUGGGGGACAGAUACCAGGAGGAGAGGACAUGUACGGGGACACCCCUCCUCACCACGGAGGACAAACUCCUGUGCAGUGACCCCCCUAGUGCAGUUAUUCUGAGCUAAACACGGACCCCUGAAGGAGGAAUAAUGCCUCCUUAUUUGUUUGAUUCUCCUGUGCUGCUGGACCGCUUGGAACUGGACCUGAUCCAGUUUAAAUGUUGGACCCACGGACACGCACAGUGGGGAUUUACAGUGGCACUCAAGCACUAAAAAUACGCAUAGCAGAGGAGAGGAACUGCCAGGCAGACUGGGAUACGGCUGGUGUGUGCUAACCAAAAAAAAGAAAAAAAGAAGAAAAAAAUGCUUUUCUAUACCUUCUACCGAGGCGCCGAUGUGUCGUUAUGUAAUGUGUCAUUAAAGAAAGGCAGAGUGGGAUGUGGACACGAGGUGUCCGCGAGGGGGACAAAAAUAUAAAAACAAGCUCGUGGGGCUCGAUGAUAAGUCGCAGUCAGUGUGGGUAAAUAAACGCCAUCUUUCCAUCAUAACAAAAGCAACAGGGGUUCUUCACAGCUUGUGGCAAAGAGAGGGCUGAGAUGGCAAACACCUGCUGUACAAUGUUCAAAAAUCAAGCCAAUACCAGCCAAAUUAUUUUAUUAUUAUUAUUAUUAUUAUUAUUAUUAUUAUUA